Molecule: messenger RNA, 1081 nt
Organism: Columba livia (rock pigeon)
Lineage: Eukaryota; Metazoa; Chordata; Aves; Columbiformes; Columbidae
Gene: EFCAB10
Product: EF-hand calcium binding domain 10
Exons: 4
Coding region: 104-490 (128 amino acids)
Molecular function (GO): calcium ion binding
Source: RefSeq, a predicted model, not a curated record
UCUCGGCGGGGCGGGGGCGGUUAACGGCCGGGGCGGGGCGGUUGGGGCGGUUAACGGCCGGCGCGCGGGGGCGGGGCGGCGCGCGGUGUCCCAGCAACGCGGGAUGGCGGCGGGCGAGCGGGAGGGACGCGACUACCUGCAGCGGCACCGCAUCCCCGAGCUGCUCCACCGCCUCGGCGAGCUGCUGCUCUACCACCGCCCCGAAAGGCCACGCGAGUUCCUGAUCCAGGUGCUGGAAAGGGUGAAGGCCGGAAAACGAGCCGAGGGGGAGUACCCGUACCUCAUGGACGAGGACAACCUGGCCGCCAUGUUCAGCUUGCUGGAUGUCGUCGGCCAAGGGCACAUAACAGCAGCACAGUACAGAGAAGCUCUUAAAACUUUGGGACUAAGUACUGAAGAUCUACAGUUUGGAGAUGAUGUGAAUAUUACACUGGAUGUAUUCAAGGAGGAAGUGAAGAAAAAGAUGCUGGCAAGCUGGGCUGUAUAUUAGUUUGAGCAGUGGUCUGCUAUAUAUGUUAAAGACAGGCUUCUCAAUUCUUCUUCUGCUUUGUUAGCUGUGGAUAGCUGAUUUUAAGCAGUACUGUCUUUUCUUUGUUUUCCAUCCCCCCCAUUUGAAAAGGAAAAAUGACAAGAACUUGUUCAUGUUUACCAGGCACUGGACAGGUAUCUUUUGAGAAUUGCUUUUCUUAAUGCAAUUAGAUGGUUAAAAAAAAGUAGAGAUCUCUUUUUCACAACUCAAAAAAGUAGUUUAGAGUUUCUUCAGGUUGUAGCUUACAGUAAGAAGGUAUUGCUUAUUGGCUCAUUACCAUUGAAUAAAUAUAUCUUUAAGAGCUGAGCUGGUUUGGGUGGUUUUUAGCCUUGUGUUUUGUGGGUUUUGUUUGUUUGUUUUUAAAGGAAAGACCAACUUCAGCAAGUUAUGACAAAUGUCCACAAUUAAUGGUAGCACUUCCAAAUAAAAUGCUAUUUCCAAACUUACAACACAGCAUAAAUGCAAUUUUUAAGUAGAAACGAAAAAAAAAAAAAAAAAGGGAGAGACACUGUUACAGCAAAGAAAAAAUAAACUGAACUAGUACAAAUAAAA